AGCCCACCGUUCUUUCCGUUCUCCGCUACCGCUAGCUUCGUUCUCCGCUGCGGCAGCCGGCAAUCGCACGGCGGAAGCAAAACGAGGAAAAAAUGGGGAGCUCGCGGCGAGGGGAGGAGAAGGGACUCCCUGUUCCUCCUCCUCCUCCUCCCAACCCUGGUGGUGUCACUUCAAGACGGCAAAAGGAAGCAGCCAUGGAGAUCGAGGCCGUCGGGGCCGAUGGUUUGUGCCCUUUUCCCCUUAGCAUAGCUGUGUAUUAGUAACUCGUUCGUGUCCCUGCGGAACGGAAGAACUAUGGUUGGGUAGUAACAGCUUGUCGCAAGAUCUCCGGUUAUUGUUGCGGCGGCGCGGGGUCGGUGCCGUGGAUUUUCCAUUCGGGCCGCAAAGAGUCAAGAGUGUUCUUCCUGUAGGUGCGCCUUGUGAUUGGGCACAAGCACAACAGCGUCACCAUGGAUCUUUGUGUGAUUUGGUGGAGGUGGAAGCUAGGUUGGUUCUUGCAGUCACUCAAAGAAUGCCAAGGAGGAAACUGAGAAAAUGUAUUUUUGUGCUUGCAGUGUAACUGCUCUUUCUUGAAAUCAGAUCAGAUGCAUAUAUGUUUCACAAUAUCUAUCCAUUAUCUAAAAAAAAAAAAAGAACUGAUUCUGUCCAUGUAGAUUCAGGGGAAUACUAUUCUGAGAACUGCAUCCCAAAGUGCAUUGACUUGCCCUUAAUUAACCUCCGAAUAUGCAGCUUCAGCUUGUUUGGUUUUAUUCAUCAAUCUUGUUUGGAGAUGUAUGUGUGCUUUCGGUCUUCACCAAACUCCAGGAUGAUAAUCCAACUCGACUUUAAUUAAAACAAGGACAAUCAAAAAGAAUGCUUGGUAGUUGAGGACUCGAAGCUCCCAUGGAGAUAGGUUUUUAUGGUGGUGAUGGAGGAUGACCCAAUCAUUUCCCCCAAGUCAAGCCAAAAGAAAGUAAUGAGAGGUGAGGAAGCUCAGAAGUACAAGGCAAUGACCACAACGAAGCAUGAUAUCUUCCUGGAUUCAUUUCUCCCAGCUGGAUCUUACAAGAAGCUAUACAGUUACACCCACCUUCUCAAUGGCUUUGCUAUCUAUGCAAAAUCUGAAAAGGCAAUUAAAACUCUUAGUGGAGCAAAAGGAGUUAGACUCAUCCAAGAAGAUAUAAAAAUGGCCAAGAUGACCACAUACACUCCGAGGUACAUUGGAGCUAAUGUAGUCUGGCCGCUCCUCGGUGGUGCCGAGAAGGCUGGUGACGGAGUAGUCAUUGGCAUGGUAGAUACUGGCAUUGACCCCAGCAACCCAAGCUUUUUAAGCACAUCGGACCAAGCAAAACCACCACCGGCCAGUUUCAAAGGAACAUGUCAAACUGGCGAAAGAUUUCCUCCAGAUUCAUGCAAUGGUAAGAUUGUUGGAGCUAGGUGGUUUGCACGUGCUGGUCAAGCAACUGGAGAGUUCAAUGCUACAAUGCACUAUGCAUCUCCUUACGAUCCUGAUGGCCAUGGCAGCCACACAGCGUCCACUGCAGCUGGCAAUUUUCAUACGCCAGCAAUAUCAAAGGGCUACAACUUUGGGCAUGCAAGUGGCGUAGCACCUGGAGCUCAUCUUGCAAUCUACAAAGCUGCCUAUUCUUUUGGUGGAUACAUGUCAGAUGUUAUAGCUGCAGUUGACAAGGCUGUAGAAGAUGGCGUCGAUAUUAUCAGUCUUUCACUGGGACCAACUACUAUUACAUCUGGGCCAGCAUCAUUCCUCAAUUUGCUCGAGACACAACUUCUCCUUGCCACCAAGGCUGGGAUCUCAGUUGUUCAAGCAGUUGGCAAUGGAGGCCCUGAUGCAAACUCAGUAGUUUCGUUCAGCCCAUGGAUAACAAGUGUUGGGGCAUCCACAACUGACAGGAAGUAUAACAAAUCAAUUAUAAUUGGAAAUGGGCAAGUCUUCUCUUGCGGCGGCCUAUCACCAUCGACACCAGGCGAGACCAUGUACCCUCUAGCAUUGGCUGAUGAUGUGUGCAACACGAAUUCAACUGGUGGAUCUUCCAACUGCCAAGAUCCGGAUGUCUUCAUAAGAUCUCUUGUCCAGGGGAAGGUGAUUAUUUGCAUGUUUGUGUCGUCAAACUACUACGAAGGCGACUUCCUUGCUGGCAUUGUCGAUACGAUUCAGAAAAUUGGUGCUGCCGGAGUUAUCAUCACUGACCGUUCUUCGAGUGACUCCGACAUUGAAUAUCAUCCCACAUUUCCGACGUCAAUCCCUUCAGCCAUAGUUGUGAACAGUGCUGAUGCACAGGCUCUAUUGGAGUACUACGACGACAACUUGGUCCGAGACAAGGAAGGAAGUGUCACCAAGUUCGGCGCAACCAUCCGAAUUCUGGAUGGACGGCGAGCAAUCUACACCAGGGAGGCGCCCGUCGUCGCCGAGUACUCGUCGAGGGGCCCGGACGUCGACGACAUGCAGAUGCAGGCGGCGGACGUGCUGAAGCCGAACGUCAUGGCGCCGGGCCAUCACAUCUGGGGAGCCUGGAGCCCGACGAGCGACGCCAUGGUCGAGUUCCAGGGCGAGAGCUACGCGAUGCUGUCCGGCACGAGCAUGGCCACCCCGCACGUCGCCGGUGUGGUGGCCCUGAUCAGGCAGAGGCACCCCAAGUGGAGCCCCGCCAUGGUCAUGUCGGCGAUCAUGACCACCGCCGACGUCACCGACCGCUCCGGGAGGCCCCUGAUGGCGCGGCGUGACGGGGGCGUCCUGGAGCGCGCGACGCCGUUCGACAUGGGCGCCGGGGCCAUCAACGCGGCGCGCGCCGUCGACCCGGGCCUGGUGUUCGACGCCGGGUACCGGGACUACCUCCAGUUCCUGUGCGCCGUGCCUGGCGUGGACGACGCCGCGGUGCUCCGCGCGGUGGGCGUGCCCUGCCCGCCGUCGCGGGCGCGGUGGUGCUCGGACCUGAACGCGCCGAGCGUGACGGUGGCGAGCCUGGUGGGGUCGCGGCGGGUGGACCGGCGGGUGACGAGCGUGGGCGCGGAGAACGAGACGUACAUGGCGCACGUGCAGGCGCCCGACGGCGUGGCGGUGCGCGUGUCGCCGGACACGUUCGCCGUCGCCCCCGGCGCGACGGCCACGCUGAGGAUCGUGCUCAACACCACCGCGCCGGGGAACACCUUCAGCUUCGGCGAGGUGGUCCUCAGGGGCGACAAGAAGCACACCGUGAGGAUCCCCCUCGCUGUCUUCCCCGCCGCGGCGUUGAGCCCGUGAAGCCCCGAACAGGGAUAGUCCUGGUAUAUACAAAUAUUACUUACGUAUACGUAUGCGAGCGGAUGGAGUUGUACGAUGAAUGAAUAACAUGUAUACAUACACUAUACUCGUGUUCGAGCAAACAAGAAUACGAGCCAUGUAUCGUAUAAUCGGAUAUUAUGGGCCGCAACGGACCAACCGGACUGUGCCCCUGCUGGGUUAUUCCUCUAGUUGGGCCGGAGCACGGAGGAGAGCUGGUCAGCCAUAAUGGGCUUUCGUUCUGAUGCAAAGCAACGGCCUCUGCUAACUUCGGCUUGUCGAGCAUCUCUAGCAGCUUUUGCCAGAUGCCAGACUACCAUGGACGGGUUUGACUGUGGCUUCUCUUUUUAAUUUUUUUGAUUUGAUGUGUCCAGUGAUCUAAUGAUUGUUUAGCAUUCUUAACGAUGAUAUUAACUAGAAGCAUACGCCAUUUACGG
Messenger RNA from Oryza sativa Japonica Group (Japanese rice), 3693 nucleotides. The record is from RefSeq and is a predicted model, not a curated record. Lineage: Eukaryota; Viridiplantae; Streptophyta; Magnoliopsida; Poales; Poaceae.